CCACCACAAACCACCUCACGACGAACAUUCUUCUCCCUCCCUGACCUCUCCUCCGUCCUCCCGAAUAACGGCAACAACAACAACAACAACAACAACCGCACCCUAACCGCAACCCGCACCCUCCCCUACACACCAAAACCCCUCUUCACCGUAAUCGCCUCCGUCGACUCCUACUCCCAAUUCCUCCCCUUCCUCACAGCAUCCACCGUAACAUCCCGCGACCCAACCACAAACUACCCCACCGCCGCCUUCCUAACCAUCGGCUACGGACCUCUCAGCGAGACGUUCACGUCGCGCGUGGACUGCGAUCCGGAGAAUCUGGUCGUCGAGGCGAGGAGUGGGGCGCGGUUUGGGGUUGAUAAGAAGGGUGGGCAGGAGGGAAGGGAGUUUCCGGGGGCGAGGGAGGGGAUUUUUGAGUAUUUGAGUACGAGGUGGGAGCUUGUGCCGUUGGAAAAUGGGAAUGAGACGAGGGUGCAGUUGAAGAUUGAGUUUGAGUUUCGGAGUCAGUUUCAUGCGGCUAUUAUGGGUGCCGUGGAGGGGCAGAUGGCGGGGGUUAUGAUUGAGGCGUUUGAGAAAAGGAUGAGGGAGGUU
This is a messenger RNA of Aspergillus glaucus CBS 516.65, 591 nucleotides long. Its product is annotated as ubiquinone-binding COQ10-like protein. Gene Ontology annotation, biological process: ubiquinone biosynthetic process; cellular respiration. Gene Ontology annotation, molecular function: ubiquinone binding. NCBI's taxonomy places the organism in Eukaryota, Fungi, Ascomycota, Eurotiomycetes, Eurotiales, Aspergillaceae. The transcript has a single exon. The annotation marks the transcript as partial. The record is from RefSeq and is a predicted model, not a curated record. Gene Ontology annotation, cellular component: mitochondrion.